Molecule: messenger RNA, 4002 nt
Organism: Nematocida minor
Lineage: Eukaryota; Fungi; Microsporidia
Product: regulator of nonsense transcripts 1
Exons: 1
Coding region: 1-4002 (1333 amino acids)
Molecular function (GO): helicase activity
Source: RefSeq, a predicted model, not a curated record
AUGCCCGACCCUCUUCGCAAAGACAUACAGAAAGUAGAUCAUUCAAAAACAACCCUCAUGAAGAUCCAAAGAUACAGAAUGGCAGAAGACUUUUCCCAGCUGGAAGGCAUGGAUGUUCCGCAGGAAAUAGAGUCUAUCAGGCAGGGCCUAGCUAGAGGAUCAACGGACUCUUUUCUCGAGCUCUCUGAGUACAUGUGGCUCGAGCUAGUGCGUGAAAACUCGGUCCUUAGAGCACCCCUUAGAGAGUUCAUAGAAAGGAACAAGCUUAUUCGCCUGGUGCCUCCCACUCCCCUAAUUCCGAUAAUAUUCCUGUUUUCAGGAGAAGAAACAUUGAAAGAGUGGUGCAUUGUAAGCGUGUGCGAGCUGUACAGCACGCCAGGAUAUCUUUCUGGAAUGGCCGCAGGAGGCACAUUUUUUUACAAAAUGCACAGAGAAAUACAUGCAGAAUCUGCAAAGUACAAAGAAAGAAACUUUCUAAAAUCGCUAUUUAUUUUUGUGGUCCUUGGAGGAGCUCUUGUGCACCCGCACUACAGCAUCUUGGAGGAAGUAGUUAAGAGCCCAAAAUCUGACAGCAUGGCCGUUAUUUUCAGUAUUUACAAAAUACUGAUUGCUGGAGAAGUGAGUAUAACCGGAGAGCCCAAGAAAAACAGCAAAAACAACUUGGAGCUGAUUGAAAAAACGCUUGAUGAAAUUCUGAAGCUGAACCUCGACCACUUUCUGUCGAAAAACAGACAGGAGCCAUCGGACAUAAAAAUACUCCUUCUUUUUACCACGUGGGAGAUGCUCGAAUUGGGCAUAAAGCUGAAUAUAAAAAAAUCGCUCAAGCUCCUUGUACUAAAGAACGGAUACAUGUCCAACAGUAAGAGCAUCAUAAAAAGAGUUUAUUUGGGGGUUGUUGAAAUGUCAAAAAACAGAGAUAUCUCGCUCAUAGAUCUCUUUCAGAGCGGCAUGCUCGAGUAUCUGCUUUUCCAAGCAGAGUAUGCGGUGCACAGAGGAGUUGCACAGGAGUACAACAGCAUGAUGCGCAGCCUUGUGCUUGAGACAGUAGAUGCCAUAAACACAUACACUCGUCGAAUACAGGAAGUUCCAAGGAUAGAAGUACCAGAAAGAGAUGGCCCGCUAAAGAGCAUUGACACCAAACAGUUGGAGAUUAUGCUGAUCACCUGCUGCAGACUGUGGCGGGAUAGAUUGCAUGCAUACUCUGACUGUGUGGUGUCCGCUUUUAUUUCGUUGUUCUUUUUUAGAAUGCACCCAAAAAGCACUAGAUACAGGCCAGAGUAUCACAGCCAGCUGCACAUUGCAUUUAGCACUCUAAAUGAUGCAAUAAGCAGCAGACUGGAUAAAAUUGACAAGUCCACGCUGAAUGGGAGAGAUAGUGUUAUGAUGGCAUCUUUUCAGCACAGAAAACACGUUGAGCAUUUGGAGUCAGUGGAAGUAGAAGUGCUUCUGUCGCUGAUUAAAGAGUGCACACUUCUGUACAAAAUGACUCACAUAGUGCCAGCAGGUGUAGAAGGGCUCUGCAUGGUCAUUGAAAAGUACAUCAGCAAUUACAUACUCAGCAGAGGAGAUAAGACGGGAAGUGAUUUAUGCGAGACCACGCAGAAUGAUUGCAGCCCGCAGACACACGAAAAUAUAGCCGAAGAAUGCGUUAUUCUCAAGCUGUUGUAUGCGCUGCUGAGUCUUCCCAUCACAGACCCUGUGCUAUCGCAGAUUAAUUACAUUGUUGUUAACUUAGACAAGAUAGUGUGCGAUGGCGCAGACAUAAGCUUCGAAUGGAUACACACACUGGACUUGAAGAUGGCAGCUAAAGGGAAUCUGAAAUUGACUUUCCUAAAAAAUCUUUUUGACAAGUACCUACUCCUCGCGAAUGACCACAAGACAGUAGUAAAAUCGGUAGUAAACAGUUUUCAGAGAAUUCAAAAAGAAAACGCCCUGAAAGAAGACGAAGCCAUGAAAAGGCUGUUCAAGAGGGCAGAGCGAAUGGUUGACAAGAAAAAAGACCAAACAGUGGAGCAUGCAGAAAAAGACACUGCACUGCUUCCCCGCACACAGAACAUCAUUGCAUGGCAGAAGCCUCCACAGCCAGCAUAUGAAGAAAUAUGCACAAAUAGGGAUUUUAUCAUUUCCGUAGUGCAAAACAGAAAGCCUGAACACACUUCUGCUGUCAAGCCAUCUUAUGCAAAAUUUUCAGAAUAUUUUGAGGCGUACUCUUCGAACAUCAUACAGGAAACACUCGCAUCCAUAGAGGCAAAUAGUGAAAGCGAAGAAUUCCCAAAAGUGUCAGUUGAUGGGAUAGUUAUUGCAAUGUGUGAGAGCCAAACGAUAACAACAUUCACUGUUGUGUACCUAAAACAGGAGACUGUACUGCUAAUAAACGACGUAGUGAAAAUAGAAAGCAAAGAUGGAAGCGAUUCCUGCACAGGCCUUGUGAUGCACCACAAGAACGGACAGUGCAGCAUUGCUGUGGACAAAAAGACUCUUGAGCAGCAGAAUAGAUACUACAAAGUGAAUCUUCAGGUGGUUGCAAAUGUCAUCACGGGAAUGAGGGAGUACGAUGCGCUUAUCCGAAUGCAAAGUCUUUCUUUCAGGCACAAAAUAUUCUCUCCGUGCAAGCCAGCCAACACACACGGAAGUUUUAGAGAAAAAGCAAUGAAUGUCCAGUACCAGAAAAAUAGACUGAACUCCCUCACAUCAGAGUGCAAAGAAGUCGCAGAGUUCUACAACCAGCUGAAUAAGAGCCAGCAGACUGCAGUAAUGACUGCGCUGCACAAGGACAUCACUCUCAUACAGGGCCCGCCAGGCACGGGAAAAACAAAAACAAUCUCGAGCAUCAUAUCCCAUCUUCUCUUAGACAAACACCGAGUGCUCGUAUGCGCCCCGAGCAAUGCAGCAGUUGAUAUGCUAAUAGAAAGUGGAGGAGUGUGGAAAGGCCUAGUGCAGAGCAAUCAGUGGAUGCGCGUGGGCAGUCCGCUAGUCUCCAAAAGCUCAGUGGACAAUCAGCACGCUGCACCAGACCCAGCAGGCUCCUCUAGCAUGCACAUUUCAGAAUCAGCUGGUGAAAGCCUUUCAUCACCCUCGAGUGGCAGUAACGUAGAUAAUAAUACCGCAUAUGGAAAUAUUUCACAGCAAAAUGGAAAUAUCUCAGAGCAGGCAAAAUACGACUGUAAAGAGGCUGUGCUGUGUGCACGGCUUGUUUUCUCAACACUAUCAAUGGCAGGUUCGAUCAUUCUUAAAGAUGUGCCCUUUGAUGCUGUGGUGAUCGAUGAAGCAUGCCAGGCAACAGAGCCCAGCUCAAUUAUACCGCUGCGAUCAUCGCUUAAAACCAUUGUGCUUGUGGGAGACCCCAUGCAGCUCCCGCCCACCAUUCUCUCGCAGUCUAAAGACCUUGCUGUGACUUUGUUCGAAAGAAUGUCUGUCUCUAUCCCGCCCAUUCUUCUCGACACGCAGUACAGAAUGCAUGCAGCUAUUUCAGAAUUUGCAAGCAAUGAAUUCUACAAUGGAAAAUUAAAAAAUGGCGUGUCUUUGGAGUCAUGUCUGCCUUUCGCGUUUAUCGAUGCGGCAGGGACAGAGGAAGUAAACAGCAAAGAAGUCUGCAAUAGAAAAGAGUGUGCGAUUGUUGCACAGCUUCUUCCCGUGGCUCUAAAAACCUAUGCAUCUGUGGGAGUUAUCAGCCCGUACAAAGGUCAGGUUCGUCUGAUGAAAAGUGUGAUCAAAAACGUAGAAAUCUCUACAGUGGAUGGGUUCCAGGGACAGGAGAAGGACUGCAUUGUUAUAUCGACAGUGCGCAGCAAAAAGAUAGGAUUUCUGAACGACAUAAGGCGAAUGAAUGUCGCUCUGACCAGAGCUAAAUACACAGUGAUAGUAGUCGGGAGCAUGGAUCUUUUGAAAAAAGACCCCACAUGGAAAUCUCUCAUAGAAUAUGUCAAAAAGAACAAAUUCGUAUAUACAGCACGUGAGACAAUAGACAUACUGAAAAGAAAAAGCCAAACACAAAGCAAAUAA